Molecule: messenger RNA, 1866 nt
Organism: Zootermopsis nevadensis
Lineage: Eukaryota; Metazoa; Arthropoda; Insecta; Blattodea; Termopsidae
Product: carbonic anhydrase 7
Cellular component (GO): cytoplasm
Molecular function (GO): carbonate dehydratase activity; zinc ion binding
Source: RefSeq, a predicted model, not a curated record
UUCUGCACGGGCUUAAAACGCUGGCAGCGACUCGCGGGCGAUCAGUCAACUCGCGACAAUUGCCAGGGAAUGGAGCGCCUUCUCGCGUGGACAAUACUUCUCGGCGCUCUGCUACCAGACGGUUGUCUGGUGUUCGUCCGAGCCGAAGAUAAGACGGGACACAAUUUCGGGUACGACGGAGAAACUGGUCCCUCACAUUGGGCGAAGGAUUACCAGACGUGCGCCGGAAAGUUUCAGUCCCCGAUUGACAUAGAGGAACAUCUGGUGACGCAGGUUCGACUCCCACCUUUGACCUUUGAUGCCUUCGACAGCGAGCCAACCACCAGCACGCUAACCAACAAUGGACAUACCGUCAUGCUACAAAUGAACAUGUCCCAGCGAGCGUCUGUUUCUGGAGGACCUCUCAAGGGGAAUUAUUUGUUCACACAGUUGCAUUUCCACUGGGGAAGCAACGACUCUAUGGGGAGUGAGGACACGAUCAAUAACCACACGUUUCCCCUGGAGCUACACAUCGUCAUGUACAAAAAGGAUUACGGGACUUUCGACAAUGCCACGCGCUACAAAGAUGGCCUCGCUGUACUUGCCGUCUUCUACGAGAUCUACGAUACAGAGAACGAAGCGUACUCGGAGAUCGUUCAGAUGCUGCCGUUAGUGACAAUGCCAAGUUCGCAAUCCCACCUCAAGAAGCCGAUCAUACUGUCCUCGCUGCUACCCACGACAAAGCACCUCUACUUCACGUACAAUGGGUCACUCACCACGCCUCCGUGUCUGGAGGUCGUCACGUGGAUCGAGUUCAAACAGGCCAUCCUACUGUCUCAUCACCAGGUUGAAGCAUUCCGCAAACUGAAGUCAACAGAAGGUUCACUGACACACAACUUUCGUCCGGUCCAGCCCCUCAGUGGCCGACCCGUUUGGUUCAAUGUGGCCGAUGACACGAGGCAUCAAAAUGCAGCCGGUCCUCUUACGAUAAAUUACGGCCUUGUGACAUUCCUCGUGCUACUGCUAACAGCGCCACAACGAUGAAAAAGUUACUAGAACGAGAUGGUUUUGUAUGGAAGACCGAGAGAGUAUUUACAAAACAGUUAAUCUGAUGACAUCACUCGAGGGCAGUGAGAACCAAAACGCUCAUUUCAAAUGUCCAUAAAGUAACUAUUUAUUCUGAUCUCUCCGUCUAACUUUUUACUGGUUUCGUAGAAGUUCCCCUGGGAUACGUCACCAAUCAGGCAGUGUAACUUGCAUGUGGGAGGUACCCAGUUUAAAGCAAUGGCUAUCCUUAGGCAUUUCAUGGUUUUCCUCAGUCCCUCUAAGAUAAUGCUUGAAAUAAACCGUGACUACAUUCUUUCCAAUCCUUUUCAUUUCACUGUACAUAAUCAUUUUCCCGCCUCAUUUGACACUGAACUUUUUCGGUUUAAAGAAUAUAAUUAGAUAUCUAAACACAAACGUGUAUCUCGUAACACUGAAAGGAGCAAAUCAAAUAGGGUAAAAUUUCUUAACCUCUGCUAAUAAAAGUAUGAAAGUUCUUACAUUUCUCAAAAUUAAAAGAAUUUGUUUAGUAGUUGUAUGACGUGAAGGGGAACAACAGUAGACAGCUGACUGCCUGAAAGACUACUCUGGUUAGUCACCGCAAAGAAUAAAGAUUCUUAGGUAUGGCUUCAUAUACAUGUGGCAACAGUGUCUUGUAUGAUGUAUGUGUAAUUUAGCAUUACAAUUAAGGCAAUGAUAACAAUUAAAUCCCAUUUAAUAACCCUAUUACCAUACGGUCAUAUCGAAAAUAUCUCACGUCUUUAAAAAAAAAAGGAUGUAUCAGUGGAUGCACAGCAUCACAUCAGAUCUGUAAAUGUGCAAGAAAUAAAUGUAUUGCAUUUA